UGAGUGUCAGAACGGAACGCUAAGGCAGAAACAGAGAGGAUGCUGUGGUCAUCCUUUCUUGUUUUUUAUUUUUUAGUGAUGAUGGAACACAUAUAAGAUUUUGCUUUCUGCUUUAGUCAAAAUUCUGAAGAACUGCUUUGGAGACUCUUCAACACACAUAUGGAUUCUGUGCUAUGAUUUACAAUUACCUUUAUUUCAGCACUUUCUUCUGCAAGGAGCUAAACAGUGACUAAAGCAGGAUGAAAAGAUGGCACAGUCAGUGCUGGUACCGCCAGGACCUGACAGCUUCCGCUUCUUUACCAGGGAAUCCCUUGCUGCUAUUGAACAACGCAUCGCAGAAGAGAAAGCGAAGAGACCCAAGCAAGAGCGCAAGGAUGAGGAUGAUGAAAAUGGCCCAAAGCCAAAUAGUGACUUGGAAGCAGGAAAAUCCCUUCCAUUUAUUUAUGGGGACAUCCCUCCUGAGAUGGUGUCAGAGCCCCUGGAGGACCUGGACCCGUACUACAUCAAUAAGAAAACAUUCAUAGUAUUGAAUAAAGGGAAAGCGAUCUCUCGGUUCAGUGCCACCUCUGCCCUGUACAUUUUAACUCCCUUCAAUCCCAUUAGAAAACUAGCUAUUAAGAUUUUGGUACAUUCUUUAUUCAAUGUGCUCAUUAUGUGCACCAUUCUUACCAACUGUGUAUUUAUGACAAUGAGUAAUCCUCCAGACUGGACAAAGAAUGUGGAGUACACCUUUACAGGAAUUUAUACUUUUGAAUCACUUGUAAAAAUACUUGCAAGGGGCUUUUGUUUAGAAGAUUUCACAUUUCUACGGGACCCAUGGAACUGGUUGGAUUUCACAGUCAUUACUUUUGCAUAUGUGACAGAGUUUGUGGACCUGGGUAAUGUCUCAGCGUUGAGAACAUUCAGAGUUCUCCGAGCAUUGAAAACAAUUUCAGUCAUUCCAGGCCUGAAGACCAUCGUCGGGGCCCUGAUCCAGUCUGUGAAGAAGCUCUCUGACGUCAUGAUCCUGACUGUGUUCUGUCUGAGCGUGUUUGCACUAAUAGGACUACAGCUGUUUAUGGGCAACCUGCGGAAUAAAUGCUUGCAAUGGCCCCCAGAUAAUUCUUCCUUUGAAAUAAACAUCACUUCCUUCUUUAAUUAUUCAUUGGAUGGGAAUGGUACCGCUUUCAAUAGGACAGUGAGCACCUUUAAUUGGGAUGACUAUAUUGAGGAUGAAAGUCACUUUUAUUUCUUGGAAGGGCAAAAUGAUGCUCUGCUUUGUGGCAACAGCUCAGAUGCAGGCCAGUGCCCAGAAGGAUACAUCUGUGUGAAGGCUGGUCGCAACCCCAACUAUGGCUACACGAGCUUUGACACCUUUAGCUGGGCCUUCCUGUCCUUAUUUCGUCUUAUGACACAAGACUUCUGGGAAAACCUUUAUCAACUGACACUGCGUGCUGCUGGGAAAACAUACAUGAUCUUUUUUGUGUUGGUCAUUUUCUUGGGCUCCUUCUACCUGAUAAAUUUGAUCCUGGCUGUGGUGGCCAUGGCCUAUGAGGAACAGAAUCAGGCCACCAUGGAAGAGGCAGAGCAGAAAGAGGCUGAAUUUCAGCAGAUGCUUGAACAGCUAAGAAAACAACAAGAAGAAGCUCAGGCAGCAGCUGCAGCAACAUCUGCUGAAUCCAGAGACUUCAGUGGAGCAGGCGGGUUAGGAGUUUUCUCAGAGAGUUCUUCAGUAGCAUCCAAGUUGAGCUCCAAGAGUGAAAAAGAGCUGAAAAACAGAAGGAAGAAAAAGAAGCAGAAAGAACAGUCUGGAGAAGAAGAGAAGGAAGACAGAGUCUGCAAGUCUGAAUCUGAAGACAGCAUUAGAAGAAAAGGCUUCCGUUUUUCCUUAGAAGGAAGCAGGCUGACAUACGAAAAGAGGUUUUCUUCUCCACACCAGUCUUUACUGAGCAUCCGUGGCUCCCUUUUCUCUCCAAGACGCAACAGCAGAGCAAGCCUUUUCAGCUUCAGAGGCCGAGCAAAGGAUAUUGGCUCCGAGAAUGACUUUGCUGAUGACGAGCACAGCACGUUUGAAGACAACGACAGCAGAAGGGACUCUCUGUUUGUACCGCACAGACAUGGAGAGCGGCGCCAUAGCAACGUCAGCCAGGCCAGCCGUGCCUCCAGGGUGCUCCCCAUUCUGCCCAUGAAUGGGAAGAUGCACAGCGCAGUUGAUUGCAACGGAGUGGUCUCUCUAGUGGGGGGCCCUUCAGCUCUCACGUCUCCGGCUGGACAACUCCUGCCAGAGGGGACAACUACUGAAACAGAAAUAAGGAAGAGACGGUCCAGUUCUUAUCACGUUUCCAUGGAUUUUUUGGAAGAUCCUACAGCAAGGCAAAGAGCAAUGAGUUUAGCAAGUAUUUUGACCAACACCAUGGAAGAACUUGAAGAAUCCAGGCAGAAAUGCCCACCCUGCUGGUAUAAAUUUGCUAACCUGUGUUUGAUUUGGGACUGCUGUAAACCCUGGUUAAAAGUGAAACAUCUCGUCAACCUGGUUGUGAUGGACCCAUUUGUUGACCUGGCCAUCACCAUCUGCAUUGUCUUAAAUACACUCUUCAUGGCCAUGGAGCACUACCCCAUGACGGAGCAGUUCAGCAGUGUGCUGUCAGUCGGCAACCUGGUCUUCACUGGGAUUUUCACCGCAGAAAUGUUUCUCAAGAUCAUUGCCAUGGAUCCCUAUUAUUACUUUCAGGAAGGCUGGAAUAUUUUUGAUGGUUUCAUCGUGAGCCUUAGUUUAAUGGAACUUGGUUUGGCAAAUGUGGAAGGAUUGUCAGUUCUUCGAUCAUUUCGGCUGCUCCGAGUUUUCAAGUUGGCAAAAUCCUGGCCCACCCUGAACAUGCUCAUUAAGAUCAUCGGCAAUUCAGUGGGGGCCCUGGGAAACCUCACCUUGGUGUUGGCCAUCAUCGUCUUCAUUUUUGCCGUAGUCGGCAUGCAGCUCUUUGGUAAGAGCUACAAAGAAUGUGUCUGCAAGAUCUCCAAUGACUGUGAGCUCCCACGCUGGCACAUGCAUGACUUCUUCCACUCCUUCCUGAUUGUGUUCCGCGUCCUAUGUGGAGAAUGGAUAGAGACCAUGUGGGACUGCAUGGAGGUCGCUGGCCAAACCAUGUGCCUUACUGUCUUCAUGAUGGUCAUGGUCAUUGGAAACCUCGUGGUUCUGAACCUCUUCCUGGCCUUGCUUUUGAGUUCAUUCAGUUCUGACAACCUUGCUGCCACUGAUGAUGAUAAUGAAAUGAACAAUCUCCAGAUUGCUGUGGGAAGGAUGCAGAGAGGAAUUGAUUAUGUUAAAAGAAAAGUACAUGAAUUUAUUCAGAAAGCCAUUGUUAGAAAGCAGAAAGCUUUAGAUGAGAUUAAACCUCUUGAAGAUCUGAAUAACAAAAAAGACAGCUGUAUUUCCAACCAUACCACCGUAGAAAUAGGCAAAGAUCUCAAUUAUCUCAAAGAUGGGAAUGGAACUACCAGUGGCAUAGGCAGCAGUGUAGAAAAAUAUGUCGUGGAUGAAAGUGAUUACAUGUCAUUCAUAAACAACCCCAGCCUCACUGUGACUGUACCAAUUGCUGUUGGAGAAUCUGACUUUGAAAAUUUAAAUACUGAAGAAUUCAGCAGCGAGUCAGAUAUGGAGGAAAGCAAAGAGAAGUUAAAUGCAACUAGUUCAUCAGAAGGCAGCACAGUUGAUAUAGGAGCUCCCGCUGAGGGGGAGCAACCGGAAGUGGAACCUGAAGAAUCUCUGGAACCUGAAGCCUGUUUCACAGAAGACUGUGUACGCAAGUUUAAGUGUUGCCAGAUUAGCAUAGAAGAAGGCAAAGGAAAACUCUGGUGGAACUUGAGAAAAACUUGCUAUAAAAUAGUGGAGCAUAACUGGUUCGAAACCUUCAUUGUCUUCAUGAUUCUGCUCAGCAGUGGGGCACUGGCCUUUGAAGAUAUAUAUAUUGAGCAGCGAAAAACAAUUAAGACCAUAUUAGAAUAUGCUGACAAAGUUUUCACUUACAUAUUCAUCCUGGAAAUGCUUCUCAAGUGGGUUGCAUAUGGUUUUCAAAUGUAUUUUACCAAUGCCUGGUGCUGGCUAGAUUUUUUGAUUGUGGAUGUCUCCUUGGUGAGCUUGACUGCAAACGCCUUGGGUUACUCAGAGCUUGGUGCCAUCAAGUCCCUCAGGACACUAAGAGCUCUGAGGCCACUGAGAGCCUUAUCCCGCUUUGAAGGAAUGAGGGUUGUUGUCAAUGCUCUUUUAGGAGCCAUUCCAUCCAUAAUGAAUGUACUUCUGGUUUGUCUGAUCUUUUGGCUAAUAUUCAGUAUCAUGGGAGUGAAUCUCUUUGCUGGCAAGUUUUAUCAUUGUAUUAACUACACCACUGGAGAAAUCUUUGAUGUAAGUGUGGUCAACAACUACAGCGAAUGUAAAGCCCUCAUAGAGAGCAAUCAAACUGCUCGGUGGAAAAAUGUGAAAGUAAACUUUGAUAAUGUAGGACUUGGAUAUCUUUCUCUGCUUCAAGUCGCCACAUUUAAGGGAUGGAUGGAUAUCAUGUAUGCAGCUGUUGAUUCACGAAAUGUAGAAUUACAACCAAAGUAUGAAGACAAUCUGUACAUGUAUCUUUAUUUUGUCAUCUUUAUUAUUUUUGGUUCAUUCUUUACUCUGAAUCUUUUUAUUGGUGUCAUCAUAGAUAACUUCAACCAACAGAAAAAGAAGUUUGGAGGUCAAGACAUUUUUAUGACAGAAGAACAGAAGAAAUACUAUAAUGCAAUGAAAAAACUGGGUUCAAAGAAACCACAAAAACCCAUACCUCGACCUGCUAACAAAUUCCAAGGAAUGGUCUUUGAUUUUGUCACCAAACAAGUCUUUGAUAUCAGCAUCAUGAUCCUCAUCUGCCUGAACAUGGUCACCAUGAUGGUGGAAACUGAUGACCAGAGUCAAGAAAUGACAAACAUUCUGUACUGGAUUAAUCUGGUGUUUAUCGUCCUGUUCACUGGAGAAUGUGUGCUGAAACUAAUCUCUCUUCGUUAUUACUAUUUCACCAUUGGAUGGAAUAUUUUUGAUUUUGUGGUGGUCAUUCUAUCCAUUGUAGGUAUGUUUCUGGCUGAGCUGAUAGAAAAAUAUUUUGUGUCCCCUACCCUGUUCCGAGUGAUCCGUCUUGCCAGGAUUGGCCGAAUCCUACGUCUGAUCAAAGGGGCAAAGGGGAUCCGCACGCUGCUCUUUGCUCUGAUGAUGUCCCUCCCUGCGUUGUUUAACAUCGGCCUCCUGCUCUUCCUGGUCAUGUUCAUCUACGCCAUCUUUGGCAUGUCCAACUUUGCCUAUGUCAAGAGGGAAGUUGGAAUUGAUGACAUGUUCAACUUUGAAACCUUUGGCAACAGCAUGAUCUGCCUGUUCCAGAUUACCACCUCUGCUGGCUGGGACGGGUUGCUAGCACCUAUUCUUAAUAGUGGACCCCCAGACUGUGACCCUGAAAAAGAUCACCCUGGAAGCUCAGUUAAGGGAGACUGUGGGAACCCAUCUGUGGGGAUUUUCUUUUUCGUCAGUUACAUCAUCAUAUCCUUUCUGGUUGUGGUGAACAUGUACAUCGCUGUCAUCCUGGAGAACUUCAGUGUUGCUACUGAAGAAAGUGCAGAGCCCCUGAGUGAGGAUGACUUUGAGAUGUUCUACGAGGUUUGGGAGAAGUUUGACCCCGAUGCUACCCAGUUUAUAGAGUUCUCCAAGCUCUCAGAUUUUGCAGCUGCCCUGGAUCCUCCUCUUCUGGUAGCAAAACCAAACAAAGUUCAGCUCAUUGCCAUGGACCUGCCCAUGGUCAGUGGAGACCGGAUCCACUGCCUCGACAUUUUAUUUGCCUUUACAAAGCGUGUUUUGGGUGAGAGUGGAGAGAUGGAUGCCCUUCGAGUACAGAUGGAAGAGCGAUUCAUGGCAUCGAACCCAUCCAAAGUCUCCUAUGAACCCAUCACCACCACUUUGAAACGCAAACAAGAGGAGGUGUCUGCUACCAUUAUCCAGAGGGCUUAUAGAUGCUACCUCUUGAGGCAAAAAGUUAAAAAGGUUUCCGCUAUAUAUAAGAAAGACAAAGAAGGUCACGGAACACCUAUCAAAGAAGAUAUCAAAGAAGAUAUCCUUAUUGAUAAACUAAAUGAGAAUUCAACUCCAGAGAAAACCGAUGUGACACCUUCUACCACGUCUCCACCUUCCUAUGAUAGUGUGACCAAACCGGAAAAGGAAAAAUUUGAAAAAGACAAAUCAGAAAAGGAAGACAAAGGGAAAGAUAUCAGGGAAAGUAAAAAGUAAAAAAGAAACAAUAUUUCUUUUGUGAUCAAUUGUUUACAGCCUGUGAUGGUGAUGUAUUAGUGUCAACAAGACUCCCACAGGAGGUCUAUGCCAAACUGACUGUUUUUACAAAUGUAUACUUAGGGUCAGUGCCUCUAACAAGACAGGGACCUCUGGUCAGCCAACUGGGACUCAACAAACCAGAAAAUCAGCAUUGACAGGAGGUUUCUGUUUUCACAACCAGCUGACACUGCUGAAGAGCAGAGAUGUAAUGGCUACUCAGACUAUAGGAACCAAUUUAAAGGGGGGGAGGGAGGUUAAAUUUUUAUGUAAAUUCAACACGUGACACUUGAUAACAGUAAUGGUCACCACUGUUUAUGUUUAACUGCCGCACCUGCCAUAUUUCUACAAAAUGUACGCUGUGAACUUAUUGCUUUUUCUUUUGUUUUAAUUCACAGGUUGUUUACUAUUAUAUGUGACUAUUUUUGUAAAUGGGUUUAUGUUUGGGGAGAGGGAUUAAAGGUAGGGAAUCUUUACAUUUCUCUACUGUAUAAUGAUAUAUUUUAAAUGAAGGCAUGCUGCACUUCUCAUUCACACAUGAAAAAAAUCACAUCACAAAAGGAAAGAGUUUACUUCUUGUUUCAGGAUGUUUUUAGAUUUUUGAGGUGCUUAAAUAGCUAUUCAUGUUUUUAAGGUGUCUCAUCCAGAAAAAUUUUAAUGUGCCUGUAAAUGUUCCAUAGAAUUCACAAGCAUUAAAGAACUGUUUUAUUUUUACAUAAUUCAUUAUAUGUACAUGUAUAUAUGUAUAUAUGUAUAUGUGCAUGUAUAUACAUAUAGAUGUAUAUACACACACCAUUACAUAGUCAUUCAGAAUCCCGGCAGCAUGACUAUAACAUUUUUGAUAAGUGCCCUUUGGCAUAAAAUAAAACUAUUCUAUCAAGUCCUUUCUAAGAACCAGAACUGACCAAAAAGCAUCCCCACCACCACUUUAUAAAGUUGAUUCUGCUUUUUCCUGCAGUAUUGUUUAGCCAUUUUCUGCUCUUGGUAAGGUUGACAGUGUAUAUGUCAAUUUAAAAAAAAAAAUAAAAGUCUGCUUUGUAAAUAGUACUUUUACCCAGUGGUGCAUGUUUGAGCAAACAAAAAUGAUGACUUAAGCACAGUAUUUAUUGCAUCAAAUAUGUACCACAGUAAGUAUAGUUUGCCAGCUUUCAACAGGUAAUAUGAUGUAACUGGUUCCAUUAUAGUUUGAAGCUGUCACUGCUGCAUGUUUAUCUCGCCUAUGCUGCUGUACCUUACUCCUUCCACUGUUCAGAAGUCUAAUAUGGGAAGCCAUAUGCCAGCGGUAAAGUGAAACCAGUUGUUCUACCAAGACCUCAUUCUUCAUGUCAUGAAGCAAUAGGCAGCAGCAAAGAAGAGCUUCUUGCUUUUUAUUCUUCCAAUCUCCAUUGAACACUCUAUGGUUAAAAAGCCCAACUGUGCAAACAUGUUGCAAGCCGCUUAAAUCUGUUGAAAAUAUAUGGUUAGAGUUUUCUAAGAAAAUAUAAAUACUGUAAAAAGUUCAUUUUAUUUUAUUUUCAGCCUUUUGUACAUAAAAUGCAAAAUUAAGAGUAUCUUCAGGUUGAUGUCACAGUCACUAUUGUUAGUUUCUGUUCCUAGCACUUUUAAAUUAAGGCACUUCACAAAAUAAGUAACAGACUAAGAUACAGUGUAGAUUUCUGCUUUUUUAUUAGUACUGUAAACUUUGCACACAAUUCAAUGUGAGAAAAAUAUCAAACUAAGUCCAACGUUUAUUUGCUUUCAAAGUAAUGCCUUAUCAUCAAAAGGCUUAAUUAAGGAAAGAUCAGUUGUUAUGCUUGGCAUUGCUUGAUCAGAUGUUUCCACAUAGUCUUUAUAUUGAGUAAAUCAUCAGUCUUUUCUAGUGUUUGUUUAUACAGGUAGAUCUUAUUCUCAUUAACCCACAUGGCAUUAUAACUGUAUCAGGUAUGGUAUGAGAUCCAAGCUUUUUCCCCCCCCACAGAAUCAGAUAGUGAAAUUAUAUUACCGGUUAUAGCAAAACAUUUUGUGUUUCUUUCACAAGCAACAUUAAAUGUAGAUUCUUUAUACUAAAGCUAUUGACUUGUAGUGUGUUGGUGAAAUGCAUGCAGGAAAAUGCUAUUACCAUAAAGAACGGUAAACCACAUUACAAUCAAGCCAAAAGAAUAAAGGUUUUGCUUUUGUUUUUGUAUUUAAUUGUUCUGUCUUUGUUUCUAUCUUUGAAAUGACAUUAAAAGGUAAAUUUCUAUCAUGUAAAAAUGAUCAAUCAGAAAAAAUUAAUGUAAAGAAUACACAUGAAAUAUAAUAAUUCAUCUUUAAUUUUUUUUUCAUGGAAUGGAAAUUAAUUAAGAAGAGUGUACUGGAUAUCUAGUUUAAAUAUAGGCCAAAAGCCUAGAUAUGGUAUUGGUUAGUGGAAAGUUAUAAAAAUUAAUAAAAAUUGACUAACAUUUUAAGUUGUGCAUCCUUUCUCCUUCCCUCUACCUACUAUUUUAUUUUAUUUUUCUCUUUUUCAUUUUAGUUUCUUCCCUAUGUAUCCUUGAUCUACUUUCCAUCUCCUCCUCGGGCUCUCAGUAUUUUUCACUCAGGAUAUCUUGUUUCUUUUCUGUUUACCAAAUUUCUUAUUUAUCACAAUCUGAACUUGUGCACUUAACCCUUAAUCUACUGCCAUUAUAAAAGUCCAUAUAGUAGCUAUUUAUUUCUACAAUUAAAUUGCCAAAAAUUCAAAGUGAGCUUAGAUCUGAAGACUUCAUAAAAUGCAAACAAAAUGACAUAGCUUUGGUUUUCACAUUUAAUUAUGAGCAGUUUAUCAAAUGCUUCUCAGGUCAGAUUGCGUAUUAUAAUUACCCAAGGCACUUUUUAAAAAUGCCAGUGCAUGAACCAAGACCAGACCACCUGAACUCGUAUUUCUGGAGAUCAGACUUAAGCACCUAAUUUUUUUAAGGCUCCUAUUGGUGCUGAUUCAGAUGAAGGAAUGAGAGUCAAUGAUUUAUGGUAUCCUUGCCCAGUAGGAAAAUAUAUUCUACAGAAAAUGCACCUGUUUCCUUUAGAGAUUAUAACUCAUAUAACUCAUCAUGUACAAAUGAGGUUACCAAUAUUAAUGGCUUUGGGGGUGUUUGUCUUGUAGUGUGACAUUGAUACAUUUAUAUUGGGGGUUCUCUUCUAGGACAGAAGUUGGUGGGAAAAGUAUUCCACAAGAAUAGUGUACAGAGCUUUACGAAUUACACAUAUAUACUCACACACAUAAUGGCACUGUAACCACCCCUCAUACAUACUGCAUGAGGUGAAUAUGGAGCUGGUUUUGGAAACAGUAUGGAUUCAUGAAAUACCCCUCCCCCACCCAGGUGAAUCCUAUGUGCCUUGUGUAAGAACCAUUAAUCUGGGCUAAUGGGAGGCAGCUUACACUCGCCAACAUAAAAUAAACAUUCACUUUGUCAUUAUCAAGUCAUGAAUUUAAACAGGAAACAUUCCCAUUCUCAAAUUAUCCAUUCUUGAACACCUCCCAUCUCACUUGUUUUCUGUAUAAUACAGGAUAAUUUACAAAGAAAAGAAAGGAGUAAAAAAAUAGGGGGGUGAAAUGGAGAGAAGGAAGAGGGAAGAAAAAUAGGGAAAAGGAGAGGAAGGUAGGAUAGUAUAAUAAAUGUGAGGGAAUGGUUUACAAAUGAUCCUCUGGGGGAAAAUAUCUUUUACUGUUAAUAUCUACAGAAACUAUGGGGGAAAGGGAUAGAAAGAGGUAAGAGGGAAAAAAUUGUGUUCAGUUGUCAAUAUAUUAAAUAGACAAUAAAACAUGUUUCUCCUCCAAUUCUUUUUAAAGAAAAAAAAAUAUCUAUGAAAAAGGUAAGAGGAUGUUAUUAAAGUAAAUGUUACAAUGAUUGCAUGGGUAGUGUUUUUGUCUUUCUUUAAUUUGAACUAAAUAAUAUUUGAGUGUCUACUACAUAAUCAGAUUUUGAAAACAGCUGAGAGAUCAAAGAUGGACUUAACUGUCCAAAGGAAGAUUGUAUAGCCAGAGGUGAAGAACCUUGAAAGUUAUGCUGAAGAGUCUGGAAUUUAUUCUGUUAUCAAUGAGCAGCGAUUAAUUGUUCUUGAGCAAUAGAAUAAGCAGUAAAAUCAAUACAUCUGUCCCUAUUUAAUCUGAAAGUAAUAGGCUGCAUUGCCCUUUUUUUGGCUAAUAGUUUACAGAGAUCUCAUUUCCCAACUAUUUUUAAAGAUGUCUGUGUUCUUACCUUUUAGUAUAUGUUUUUUUAAAAAAGAUACACCUCAAUUAAAAAAUCCAAUCUGACAUUUUCUGUUAAUAGCCUAUCUUAAUCUGCUCACAUUUAUUUUAUAUAUAGAUAUAUUUUAUCUUAUUUUUACACGUUAUUUCAUGCUGCCCCCCACCCCAAGUUUUUCUUUUCUUGGUUCCUUCCUUCUUGACCUCUUUUGCAUUAAUUUUUUCUUUAUUUUCUUUACCCCAUCUCUACUGGUUGGAAAGAUGCCACUGUCUUCCCUUUUUCCUUCUUUCCUUCCUUUUGUCUUGCUUCUCUCUGCAAGUGAUUCCCCUUAAAUUUUAACAUGCAUACUUAAUUAGUGAAAUAUAAUCAAUAACCUGGCCUGCAACAGUGAAGUUUCUAAAACAAAUUACAUACCAUUGCCCAACUCUUAGGUUAUUUUUGGUCCACUAUUUUAAUUCUACCUUAUCUGACAGUCAACAAAUUGAACAGUAUUAUGAUUGCGAAUUUGUAUAGCAGUACUUAUUUAGACUUCCUCACAUAUGAAUGAAUUUGUUUCCACAAACUUGCUUCUUCUGCCCACUUCAUUAUUUUGUGUUCUAUUUCCUUAAAAUAUAUGAGGAAUUCUAUUAGCAAGGUCUGUGAGUAGCACCACCUUUAUUUCAGCCACAUUUUUAAUAGAUUAGUUUAGAUUAUUUUGGUGUUUUUCAAUUUUUUAGCCAAGCCAUGAAAUUGCUUUUAUUAAUCAAAAUUCAUGCCAAUGUAAUUUAAAGAUUCAUAUAUUUAUUAAUAUCUUUGAUAAAAUUUGAGGGAAAUUUUCAGCUUUUAGCAUUAUAAUACUUUCUCCUCCUAUAUUUUAUUCUCUCUAUCUUGAAUUCCUGAGGAUUACAUAUUGAAAUUUCUAAAUUUUCUUCCUUGUUAUCUUAAAGUCACUCCCUUAUUUUUUAUCUUUCAAUUGUAUUUUGUAUUGGUUUCAGGUGUACAGCUUAGUGGUUAGACAAUCAUAUACGUUAACAUAGUGUUCCCUCAAUAUUUCUUCUUUUAUUUUUGGUGCUCUUUCUGGGUAAUUCAUCAGGCUUUGUUAUCAGGAUAGUCUGUCCUUAUAAAACAAGUUAGGAAAUAUUCAUUCUGAAAAGAACUUUUGUGAGAGUGGGUUUAUUUAACCCAUAUAUAUUGAUAGACUUCACUAGUAAAUCCAUCUGAUACUCGAGUCUUCCUAGGUCAAAAGUUUUUAAUUAAAGAUACUAAUUUCUUUAACAGAUACAGGGUUAUUAAGUGCUUUUUUUUUUUUUACAGUAUUUUGUUUUAAUAUUUUGCUUUCUAUUUUUAAAUGUAUAUUCAUGAAAGAAUUUGGCUUGUAAAUUUUCUUUAUUUUAAUGUGCUUGUUAGAAUUUGAUCAUAAGAUUAUGCUAACCUCUUAAAACAAGUUAGGAUGGUUUUCUCUUUUUUUGCUCUCUGGUGGAGAUUAAGAUUUUUGUUAACUUUCCUUAAUUAUUUGGAUAAUUAAUUAGUGAAGACUUCUGGGGCUGAGUUACUUUUUAGCUACAAGUUUUUAAUUAUGUUUUAAUUUUUUUAAUAAAUAAAGGACAGUACAGAUUUGCUGUUUCUUCUUGUUUCAGUUUCUAGCACAACUUUUUUAGAAAUUUACCCAUUUCCAAUAAAAUUUAAUGUUUAUUAACAUAAAGUUGCCUAUAACUUAAUAUUAUAUUUUAAAACUCUAUAGGAUCUGUAGUAAUGGCCUCUUUUUUAUUCAUAUUAUUCAUAUUUUGUGACUUCUUUUUUUACUUAUUCAAUCUUUCAAAAAAACAACUUUUGGCUUUUUAAAAAAUCAUUUCUUCAUAUGUCCUUUAAUAUUUCUUUUCUUUCCUUUAUAAUUAUCAUGUUCUUCUUCCUAUUUCUUUGGUUUUAAUUUAAAAUUAUUUUCUAAAUUAUUAAAAUUGAUUUUUAGCUUUUUUUUAAGUAAAUGUACUUAGGCUAUAAAUUUCUCUCUAAAAAUGGCUUUGAUAUCAUCCACAAACUUCUUUAAAUUUUGUUACCAUUCAAUUAAAAUAUAUUCUAAUUUCCAUUCUGACUUCUUUUUAUCUUAUUAGAAAUUAAUAAGACCACUGCUAAAUUUCCAAAUACUGAAGGAUUAAAGAUAUAUUUGUUUUUAUUUCUAAUUGGACUUCCUUUCAUUAAGAUAACGUACUCUACAUGCUUUUCAUUCAUUUUGGGUGAACUUCUUAGCUCAGCAUUUGUUGAACAUAAUAUAAUUGUUAUGUGUAGUUGAAAAUAAAGUACAUUAUUCAGUGGUUAGAUGCAAGGUUUUAUUUAAUAGGUCAAGUUUAUUAAUUAUGUCAUUCAAAAUACACCUCUACUGAAUUAUUUUGUCUGAUUGUUUUCUAUCAAUUACCUGGAAAGAUGUGUAUAAAGCACUCAUUAUGAUUAGAAUUUAUUUCUCCUUUUAUUCCUGUUAACCUUUGUUAUAUAUGUUUUUAUUUUAUUUGGUUAUUUGAUGGAUAUUAGCUGCCUAAAUUUAAAAUUGCUACAUUUUCAUAGGUUAUUCCUUUUAUCAUUAUGAAAUUGCCUCAAUUUCUAGCAACAACUGCCUGAAGUUCACUUUGUCUGAUAUUAUAUCUACAAUGGCUUUUGCUUAGAUAGUGUUAUAUGGUAUAUCUUUUUUAUUGUUUUACUUUUAAUAUUUCUGUAACAUCAUAUUCAAUAAUGAAUAUAAAUGAGUUUGUUUUGUAUACAAUCUGACCAUCUCUGUCUGACAAUCACAUACAUACAACAUAUGGAUUUAAAAUUAUAACUUCUUUGGAUUCAUUAUUUGUAUUGUCCCAUUUUAUACAUUUUGUUACUGUACAGUUUGUAGUUGCCCCAGCAAUUGCCCCAUGCUUUUGUGACUUAUUAAAUUCUAAAAUAAAUUAGUACUUUUACCAGUUGUUAUAGAUUGCUAGGACAUGAGAAUACUUUUAUUUCUCCCCUCUCAUCCUUUGUGCUAUUAUUGUCAUAUAUUUUCAUUUAAUAAAUAUUUUAAAC
Messenger RNA from Myotis myotis, 13512 nucleotides. RefSeq names its product sodium voltage-gated channel alpha subunit 2 (gene SCN2A). The transcript is spliced from 27 exons. The record is from RefSeq and is a predicted model, not a curated record. Gene Ontology annotation, molecular function: protein binding; voltage-gated sodium channel activity. Gene Ontology annotation, cellular component: voltage-gated sodium channel complex; axon; plasma membrane. The coding region runs from base 248 to 6274 and encodes 2008 amino acids. Lineage: Eukaryota; Metazoa; Chordata; Mammalia; Chiroptera; Vespertilionidae. Gene Ontology annotation, biological process: membrane depolarization during action potential; sodium ion transmembrane transport; neuronal action potential.